UAAGUGGUACGUCAAGGGGAAUAUCUUGGAAGCAUCUUCGGAAAGCUGCUACAACGACGAGAAGGUGGUGAACACAGUCGCGGAUCUGUACCAGGCCGAAAGACGAAGAGGGAAAACAAAUGAAAUUAGAGGACAAACUGGAAAAGUACUGGAGGCGUCUUUUCUAUCUUCAACCAUUGUCAGAACCCACUGCUUUGGACCUUUCUGAGCUGGACUACUUUGGAGUAUUUAGUGUUAGAGAUCCACUGGCUCCAGACCGAAGACUUUGGCAUAUAUACAGCUGCUCACAACCGGAAAUUCUCCAAGUGGGGGACAAGAUACGACAGAAAUAUGGAAAGAAGAACGUAUGGGAAAUAUAUCAAAAGCCCAUAUAUAGUGGAGUUGGUUUCCGGAGUAUUGUAAAAAGGCACUUUUCCAACUUAAAGUGGAUCACGGAAGGAAAUCUAUUGGAGGCCCCGGAGAAAAGCCACUAUAAUGAUGAGCGCGUCCUUAAGGACGUUGGUGAUUUGCACAAUAAGGAGCAGAGAAGGCUCUUUGACUAUAUAAUGGUCCAGCACGAUUGGUUUAGGCGCUAUAACGACCAAAAACCUCCCCCCCGCUGA
Molecule: messenger RNA, 602 nt
Organism: Drosophila kikkawai
Lineage: Eukaryota; Metazoa; Arthropoda; Insecta; Diptera; Drosophilidae
Source: RefSeq, a predicted model, not a curated record